AUGACAGAAGAAAUAACAUAUGCUAAUCUGAAAUUUGGAAACAGCCAUGCACUGCAUAAUAUCACAGAGCCUGAAGAUACUAAGGAAAAAGGGCCUCCCACUUCACCCUGCUCUUGCCAGCCAGUAGUCCUGAUUUUGUCCAUUAUGUGCCUGGCAUUGCUGAUGGCCCUGGUGAUCCUGGCAGUUUUCCUUUUCCAGAUUCCCAAGGACUACAUGAUACAGCUCAGAGACCUCAACAUGACAAGGAAUGAGCUGCAUGCAAAUUUCUCAAAUAUGCUGCAAGCCAUAGGAAAUCAUCUCUGCUUGGAAGGGGAAAAAAGCCUUAAAAAUAAUGGCCAGACCUGUGUCCUCUGCCCUGUCAACUGGAAGUGGUAUGGUGGUGGUACAUGUUACUACCAUGCCAAGGAACAGAACUCAUGGCAGAAGAGUCACAAAUUUUGUCAGGAACAAAACUCUACUCUUCUUCUGCUAAAAGAGGCAGCAAAACAGGAACUGGUAAAAAAAUUUCCUGAAAAAUCAUACUGGCUUGGAUUAACCUUUAGACCUGAUCAGAGAGACUGGUAUUGGGCAGACAACACAAGUCUUACAGAAGCACAAAAGUUACAGACAAAGAAUAUAAACUUCCUGGAAGAAUGUGGAUAUUCUUAUGAAGCUACUAUAUAUUUCACAUCAUGUAAGAGAUGGAUGAACUAUAUCUGUGAAAAGCCUGCCAUCCAAUUACAGAGAGGUAACGACCAUUGGCAGGAGGACUGGUUUGUCAGACCAAAAUUAUUUUGA
Chaetura pelagica (chimney swift) is the source of this 777-nucleotide messenger RNA. RefSeq names its product C-type lectin domain family 12 member B-like. Gene Ontology annotation, molecular function: signaling receptor regulator activity. The transcript has 6 exons. The record is from RefSeq and is a predicted model, not a curated record. NCBI's taxonomy places the organism in Eukaryota, Metazoa, Chordata, Aves, Apodiformes, Apodidae. The coding region runs from base 1 to 777 and encodes 258 amino acids.